Molecule: messenger RNA, 2202 nt
Organism: Bipolaris maydis ATCC 48331
Lineage: Eukaryota; Fungi; Ascomycota; Dothideomycetes; Pleosporales; Pleosporaceae
Product: glycoside hydrolase
Biological process (GO): glucan catabolic process
Molecular function (GO): beta-glucosidase activity
Source: RefSeq, a predicted model, not a curated record
UGCUUUUCAGUUAUUCUGACUCUCGCUCAAUAGUUUUCAUUUAUUCGUACCUUCAUCAUGAGGGUCGUCUCAUCAUUCGUUAUAACCUCAGCACUUGCGGCUCGUGUAUUGGGCGCAUCUAAUAGCUCAUCUGGUCUUCUCUCGUCCGAUCCUGACCGUUUGGGCAACUUCGCUAAGGCCUAUCAAAAAGCCAAAGCGUUUGUGGCCCAAUUGACCAACUCACAGAAGAUCUCUAUUAUCACCAAGGGCGAUGUUACCUCAAACUCUUCCUCGACUUCCAAAGUCUCAUGGAUCGCUUACACAACCAAAGAUGCUAUCGCAGGCAUGAACUCUGCAGGUGUCAUUGGUGGAGGCCGACAUUUCCUGCUCAACGAGCAGGAGACAAACCGAACAGCAGGACUGGGUGGUUCUACAACCAUUGGUUACUCCAGCAACGUUGACGACAAGACAAUCCACGAGUUGUACCUUUGGCCAUUUGCAGAUGCCGUGAGGUCAGGUAUGGCUGCAGUAAUGUGCUCAAUGAACCGUGCCAACAGCACAUACUCAUGCGAGAACAACCGCCUGCUCAAUGAGCUUCCAAAGGAUGAACUUGGGUUCCCUGGUCUCUGGUCGGAGUCGACCAUGGAGGCAGGCAUUGCUAACGGCUCUCUUACACAAGUUCGUCUCAAUGAUAUGGCCAUGCGUAACGUUAUUCCUUACUAUUUAGUUGGUCUGGACGAUGGAAUGUUUCCAUCGAAGGCCGAGAUCACCGAGUACCGCGAAGUACGGGCAAACCAUAGCAGACUGAUUCGCAAUAUCGGCGCAAACUCCCUCGUCCUGCUCAAAAACUCGAACAGCUCAAAUGCCGGUGUUCCCCUUGAAAAGCCACGCAUUGUUAGCAUCUUUGGUGCUCAUGCUGGACCUGCCAUGGCAGGUCCCAAUAUGGCCUUCGGUGUGCAAGGUACCGAAGGACCAACCUACCAAGGCCAUUUGGUUUCUGGGUCUGGUUCUGCUCAAUUGUCACUCAGUUACAUCAGUACACCUUACCAAAGCAUCAUGAAUCGCACUAUCAAUGAUGGCGCCAUGCUUUGGUGGGUCAUGAACGACACAUACUCAUCCUCAUCUAACUCGGGAGGUAUGGUUAAUGGCUCACCUAUGUCUGGAACGAACUGGAAUGGGGGAGGCAACUCUACGGAUAGCGGUAUGGGCGGUGGUCCAAGCAUGGACAGUGGCGUGAGUAUGGGCGGAGGAGCCGGUGGUGCUGGCAUUGGACAGUCUGGCACUUCCACAAGGCCGUCCUUCAGCAAUUACGCCUCAGUUUCAGAAGUAUGCAUAGUCUUCUUGAACUCUUUCUCUGGUGAAGGUGCAGACCACACAGAGCUCUUCAACAAGGACCAGGACACAAUGGUCACAACCAUCGCUUCCGAGUGUAACAACACUAUUGUCGUCAUCAACACCCAAGGCCCCCGUUUGAUGGAAGCAUGGAUUGAUAACGAGAAUGUGACUGCUGUUUUGUAUGGCGGUUAUCUCGGGCAGGAAUCUGGCAAUGCGAUAGCUGACGUACUUUACGGCGAUGCCUACCCAAGUGGCAGACUGAUCAACACGAUCGCGAAGAACGGAAGCGACUAUCCGGUCAAAAUCUGCUAUGACGCCGACUGCGACUUCAACGAGGGCGUACACAUCGACUACAGGCACUUUGAUAAGUACAACAAGACAGUCCGCUUCCCUUUCGGAUAUAGCCUUUCUUACACUUCUUUUGAGUACUCACGAGUCCAAGUCAGCAGUACUGAUUCGUCCGCAUUGGCAAGCACGUAUCCUACAGGAAUUGCUACCCUCGGUGGAAAGUCUGAUCUCUUUGACAAUAUUGUCUCUAUCGAUUUCACACUCUCCAACACAGGCGAAAAGGCAGGCACAGAGGUUGCUCAGCUCUAUGUUGAAUACCCGGCUAGCGCUGAGCAACCUCCUAAGCAGCUACGUGGAUUUAAGAAAUUUGCUCUCGAAGCUAGCGUUUCGACUAAAGUCACCUUCGAGAUCCGCCGCAGGGAUAUUAGUUACUGGGAUGUCCCAGCACAAGAUUGGGCACUUGCUAAGGGCGAUUACACUUUUUACGUGAGCUCAAAUUCGCGCGAUAGCAAGGGAACCGUAACAUCACUGUUUAAAGGUAGUACGCACUCACGGAAUGUUCAUGUCGUUUCUAUGGCUAAAAUCAGGUUAAAUGGAUAG